AUGGGUGAUAGUCCUAUGAUGUCUACACCUUAUAUGGAUCCUUUAAUUGGUUCUCAUUUCUCUACACCAAUGAUGGAUACUACUACAACAACUCCUUUCAUGGGUGCUGUUGGUAUGGAUUUGGAUUGUAUGGAACAAUAUUUUACUCCUGCUUUGACUUCUGAACAUGAUUUUUCUUCUGUGGUGGAUCCUUCUCAAUUGGCUAUUGAAUCUCAACCUACGAUGACUCUUCAACAACAAGAAGAUGAUUCUCUUUUCCCUCCUCUUUCUAAAGAAGAAGAACAACAAAAACAAAAUGAUACUACUUCUGAAAAUCAUUGGGAUUUACUUUUUGAUGAUAUUUUUGGUACCAAUGAAAAACCCAAAGAUGAUGUUCCAACUUUAAAACGCAAACAUGUGGAAGAAGAAAAGGAAGAAGAAGAAAAACAAUCAAAACAAGUUAAAACCAAUGACACCCGUCUCUUUGUCUGUCCUAUCUGUGAUCGUGGAUUUAGCCGUCGUUAUAAUUUGGGAACUCAUAUCAAAACUCAUAACAAGGAUCGAGUAAAACCUUUUGCCUGCCAUUUAUGUACCAAGUCCUUUGAUCGAAAACAUGAUUGUGAACGUCAUAUCUCAACUGUUCAUAUGGGUGAACGACUUUACACCUGUCAUACUUGUCAAGUCUCCUUCUCUCGUCGAGAUGCUCUUCAUCGUCAUCAAACUCAAAAACAUGUCGAUUAA
Halteromyces radiatus is the source of this 720-nucleotide messenger RNA. RefSeq lists its product as uncharacterized. NCBI's taxonomy places the organism in Eukaryota, Fungi, Mucoromycota, Mucoromycetes, Mucorales, Cunninghamellaceae. The record is from RefSeq and is a predicted model, not a curated record. Gene Ontology annotation, cellular component: nucleus. The transcript has a single exon. The coding region runs from base 1 to 720 and encodes 239 amino acids.